Messenger RNA from Staurois parvus, 351 nucleotides. The record is from the annotation of a GenBank genome assembly. Lineage: Eukaryota; Metazoa; Chordata; Amphibia; Anura; Ranidae.
GCACUGGUGGGUGGCACUGGUGGGCAGCACUGGUGGGCACAGGUGGGUGGGCACAAGUGGGUGGCACUUCUGGGCACAGGUAGGUGGCACUUCUGGGCACAGGUGGGUGCACUGCUGGGCACAGGUGGGUGCACUGCUGGGCACAGGUGGGCGGAGCUAUUGGGUGCACUGCUGGGCACAGGUGGGCGGCGAACUUGUGGGUGCCACUGCUGGGCACCGAUCAUCAGGGCACUGAUCAUCAGUGCCCUGAUGAUCGGUGCGGAUCCCCGCUCUGACAACUGCCGGUUCUCGACAGUACUUUCCUCACGAUCUGACAGCGUGAGGAAAGUGCAGCCGAGAACCGGCAAUUGC